This is a messenger RNA of Fibroporia radiculosa, 1278 nucleotides long. RefSeq lists its product as uncharacterized. NCBI's taxonomy places the organism in Eukaryota, Fungi, Basidiomycota, Agaricomycetes, Polyporales, Fibroporiaceae. The record is from RefSeq and is a predicted model, not a curated record. The coding region runs from base 1 to 1278 and encodes 425 amino acids. Gene Ontology annotation, biological process: triglyceride biosynthetic process. The transcript has 14 exons. Gene Ontology annotation, cellular component: endoplasmic reticulum membrane. Gene Ontology annotation, molecular function: diacylglycerol O-acyltransferase activity.
AUGCACGCGCCGUCGAGGACUGCGUUCGAUUUGUCCGCACCUGCGUGUAUUGCGAUCAACCUCCGCUCUUGUUGUCCUAGUCCGCUCAGUCUCUAUCCUGCACCAUUCUGGCUCUCCGGAUUCCGUCGGCAGCAGUUGCUGCACAGCUCGUUCGAACAAAUGGAAGCUCGCAAGGCAUUCUCCUCCGCCACUCGUUCUCUCUCCGCCACCUCCCUUAGAACUCGUCUCACCAGCCUCACCAGCACGCCCCUCCGCAGCCCUGUCCCCGUAUUCAAUCCUCCCAACAUCGACUUCGUCUCCUCUAAGGUCCCCAGAAAGAGACGGCUUCAGACACUCGCCGUCGCCUUAUGGUCCACGGCUUUCGUCUGGUGUACAUUCACGUUCUUGCUACUCCUGUCCUUCCCACCACUAUGGCCAUUCCUCGCCGCAUACAUGGUGUGGGCAUACUUCAUCGACAAUAGCCCGGAGCAUGGCGGCAGAUUCAGCCCGUGGGUGCGAGCGGGACGCUUUUGGCGGUACUUUGCUGAGUACUAUCCUGCACUCGUGCUGAAGACGUGUGACCUGCCCACAGAUCGACCAUACGUGUUCGGCUAUCAUCCGCACGGUAUCAUUGGCAUGGGUGCCCUUUGCACGUUCGGAACUGAGAGUACAGGUUUUUCAGAAUUAUACCCAGGGAUUGUCCCCCACCUCUUGACGCUCGCAUCUAACUUUCGUCUGCCAUUCUACCGCGACAUACUAUUGGCGAUGGGCAUAUGUUCCGUGAGCAAGAAGUCCUGUAGCAACAUAUUGAGGCGUGGCGCGGGGCAGGCGAUCACGAUUGUCGUCGGCGGUGCUGCAGAGAGUCUUAGCGCUCGCCCCGGGACGGCAGACCUGACACUGAGGAAGAGGCUGGGUUUCAUCAAAAUGGCAAUUCAACACGGUGCUGACCUUGUGCCAGUCUUCUCAUUUGGGGAGAACGACAUCUAUCAACAAAUGCCAAACGAGAAGGGCACAACAACCUAUGCAUUGCAGAAAAAGUUCCAGAAUGUGUUUGGGUUCACCCUUCCUCUCUUUCACGGUCGGGGGCUGCUAAAUUACAACCUGGGGCUAAUGCCGUAUCGCAAGCGUAUCAUCGCAGUCAUCGGCAACCCUAUACACGUAGAGAAGUGCGAGAAACCGACGCUGGAGGAACUCACGCACGUUCAGACCCUAUACAUAGAAGAGCUCAUGAGGAUAUGGAAUACGUACAAGGACGAGUUUGCACGAUCGCGGAAGCGCGAGCUGAACAUCAUUGAGUGA